Messenger RNA from Darwinula stevensoni, 372 nucleotides. Lineage: Eukaryota; Metazoa; Arthropoda; Ostracoda; Podocopida; Darwinulidae. The record is from the annotation of a GenBank genome assembly.
AUGAUCAACUCACUAGAAAAAUUCGACUUCAUAAUUGCCCUCUACACUCUAGCUGACGUCUUGACCAUCACCCAGGCCAUUGCCAGGAGCAUUCAAGCGGAGGACAUGGAUUUAGUCUCUGUGUUUGAGCAACUCCACACAUUGAGAGCAACAUUGGGAACGUGGCGUCGAGAGGCGGAGACUGCUUUCUGGAAAAUCUUUUUAGAAGCUGCAGAAAAGGCUGAACUUCUUGGGAUUGUCGUGAAGCUACCUGGGACUUCUCAACAAACCAAGCGUUUCAAUGCUCCAUCGGCAUGCUCAGAGGAAUAUUAUCGACGUGCUUUGUUGAUCCCGUUUCUUGAUGGUAUCCUGAUGGACUUAUCAAGUCGAUUC